This is a messenger RNA of Drosophila navojoa, 500 nucleotides long. RefSeq lists its product as uncharacterized. The record is from RefSeq and is a predicted model, not a curated record. NCBI's taxonomy places the organism in Eukaryota, Metazoa, Arthropoda, Insecta, Diptera, Drosophilidae.
AAAAAAAAUAAGAAAAAGUCUUGAUUUUGGACACACAUAUAACGUGGGGAUAGCCGUAGUUUUUAAAUAUCGACCGACGUACUUAAUAUUAGUUAUAUACACAUGGACUGCUGUGGAGGUGAAGUACGCAGCGAAAGCAUCUAUAAUAUGCUGCAGGCCUUAGUCGACUCGAAAGUCAUCAACGUCCAGUUGUUUACCAUCGCUGUGGGCAUAUUCUUUGUUGUGCUGUUGCUGAAAAACAAUUUUAGAAGCUUCUCGGGCACAUAAUAAAAAGAUACACCGAAUUGUCACUGCCGAACUUAGUCGCUAAUUAAUAUAAUAAUAGUGGAGCCCCUUGGCAGUGACGUCACACUCGUAGACUAGGCUAGCGACGAAAGAAGCAAACGAAACACGUUACAAAAACGGCUCAGGGUCGUCGUCGCUAUGCUCUAUGCCAUAUAUAAACCUAAAUUUAAAAGCGAAUAUAAUGCAUACUAAUUGUAAAUGAAGGCUGAUUGAAA